GUUUUUAAUUGGUCAACAACUCCAUAAACUCCUCCCCUAAUCUAAAAUCUAUCCAAUGACUAAAAAGUAAAAUAGACUGAUCCAUCGAAAUGGGACUGACCUGAGUUGUGUCUGAUGUAAUAAUAAAUACCCAAAUUUACGCAGUGUGGUCAGUGUAGAAUUUAGUGGACACACAAAAGCACAACAAGUACACAACAAUGGCUGGCGGUAAAGCAGGGAAAGACUCAGGAAAGGCUAAAGCUAAAGCCGUCUCCAGAUCUCAAAGAGCAGGUCUACAGUUCCCCGUUGGUCGUAUCCACAGACAUCUUAAACACAGAACAACCAGUCAUGGCCGUGUCGGUGCCACUGCCGCCGUCUACAGUGCCGCCAUCUUGGAAUACCUGACCGCUGAAGUUUUGGAGUUGGCAGGUAACGCCAGUAAAGAUUUGAAAGUAAAGAGAAUCACCCCCCGUCAUUUACAGCUUGCCAUCAGAGGAGAUGAAGAAUUAGACUCCCUCAUCAAAGCCACCAUUGCCGGAGGUGGUGUCAUCCCACAUAUCCACAAGUCUCUUAUCGGAAAGAAAGGUCCACAAGGAAAGGCAUAAAUGUGUUUAUAUCAAUGACUUUUACGGCAGCUUUUACAAACAUUUCAUUGACAGUGCUCAAUAUUUCAUGAACUUUCAUCAAACAUUCAGGAUUUCAUUUUAAACUCGUCAUCGAACAAUAAUGUGAUUUUAACAAACCUUACGGGUAAAUGAACACAAGAAGGUUAUAAUAGACAAUUAAUCAAAUGCAGUUCCUAUCAUCUAUGUUUUUAUCGAAAUAAAAUUUUUAAAAUGUU
Messenger RNA from Mytilus trossulus (common blue mussel), 820 nucleotides. Its product is annotated as histone H2A.V-like. Gene Ontology annotation, cellular component: chromatin; nucleosome. Lineage: Eukaryota; Metazoa; Mollusca; Bivalvia; Mytilida; Mytilidae. Gene Ontology annotation, biological process: heterochromatin formation. The transcript is spliced from 2 exons. Gene Ontology annotation, molecular function: DNA binding; protein heterodimerization activity; structural constituent of chromatin. The record is from RefSeq and is a predicted model, not a curated record. The coding region runs from base 198 to 584 and encodes 128 amino acids.